GCUGCCUUAUCCACUUUAACUGUUAUUGUGGUCGUCGUUACUUCCGAUCUCCAUAAUAUCAACUCAAUUACAAAAACCAAGAUACUGCUCAGUCUCUUCUACACCAUUACUCCAAUCUCAACUAUGGCUUCCUCCACUCUUUCUCCUGCAACUCCUUCUCAGCUAUGCUCAAGCAAGAGUGGUAUGUUUUCUCCAUCAAGAGCUCUUCUUGGGAAGCCAACCAGGACCCAUAUGAUUACAAAGGACAGAGGAAUCAAAAUCAAGUGCCAGGCUACUAGUAUUCCGGCUGAUAGAGUGCCAGAUAUGAGCAAGAGGCAGCUUAUGAAUUUGCUUCUGGUGGGUGCCCUUUCACUUCCCACUGGAUUUAUGCUGGUUCCUUAUGCCACCUUCUUUGCCCCACCUGGAUUAGGAGGUGCCGGUGGCGGUACCACUGCCAAAGAUGCCAUAGGCAAUGAUGUCAUUGCUUCUGAAUGGCUUGAGAACCAUGGCCCUGGUGACCGAACCCUUACACAAGGAUUGAAGGGAGAUCCAACUUACCUUGUUGUGGAGAAAGACAGAACACUUGCAUCAUAUGGAAUAAAUGCAGUGUGCACUCACCUUGGGUGUGUCGUGCCAUGGAAUCAAGCUGAGAACAAGUUUAUCUGUCCUUGCCAUGGCUCUCAGUACAAUGACCAAGGAAGAGUUGUGAGAGGACCUGCUCCAUUGUCCUUGGCAUUGGCUCAUGCCAAUGUGGAUGUGGCAGAUGGCAAGGUAGUGUUUGUUCCAUGGACUGAGACAGAUUUCAGAACUGGUGAAGCACCAUGGUGGGCAUAAACUUCUUCCAGAGCUUUUCAUUCCAUCUAGUGGAUCAAUUUGUUUCGCAACAUGGCAUAAACAUCCUGUAAUCAUAGAGUUGUGGUUUUCUGAAAUGGAGCUUAUAAACAUAUACUGCAAGGUACCUGAUUGUAAUCAUAUUCCUGCCACUUGUAAUCUUGGUAAUAUUAACAAUUUCUAUUAUCCAUUCUUUGUAUCCUAUUAAGUA
Molecule: messenger RNA, 1021 nt
Organism: Pistacia vera
Lineage: Eukaryota; Viridiplantae; Streptophyta; Magnoliopsida; Sapindales; Anacardiaceae
Product: cytochrome b6-f complex iron-sulfur subunit, chloroplastic-like
Exons: 5
Coding region: 124-813 (229 amino acids)
Cellular component (GO): plasma membrane
Molecular function (GO): 2 iron, 2 sulfur cluster binding
Source: RefSeq, a predicted model, not a curated record